Messenger RNA from Somion occarium, 1942 nucleotides. Lineage: Eukaryota; Fungi; Basidiomycota; Agaricomycetes; Polyporales; Cerrenaceae. The record is from the annotation of a GenBank genome assembly.
GCCACACAAGUCGAGUUCAGGCUCAGUCUUGCAUUCUGUCAUUUGAGUUCUACCGCGUACUGUCUCUGCCGUCUGCGUUUUCAUUUCCUCCUCAACUCAACAAAAAUGGUUAACUACGGCGGAGACGAGGUCUCAGCCUUAGUACUCGACAUUGGAACAUCGACUGUCCGUGCGGGUUAUGCAGGCGACGAUACGCCCAAGGCAAUUAUCCCAACGUCUUAUGGUUUCAAGAAAGACGCGUCAGCCGAGGAGGAUGUCUCUAUGACUGAACCUGGAGAGGAGGGCGACGCGUCUCCAAAACCUAGUCCCAAAGUCACCAUGUACGUCGGCAAUAAUGGGCCCACCGUAUGGCGAGAGGGUAUGGAGGUCGCGCAUCCUGUGCGUGACGGUUUGAUACAAGACUUUGGUCCAAUUCCUGCUCUCGCUUCAUACGCAUUCCGCGACGUUAUGCGAUGCGACCCUACAGAACAUCCUUUAUUGGUCACAGAGCCGGCAUGGAACACUGCAUCCAACCGUGAACGUAUGGCGGAGAUUAUGUUCGAAGAUUUCGGAGUUCCUGCAUUUUACAUCGCGAAUACCGGUGUCCUAAACGCCUUUGCAGCAGGUAAAGGUUCCGCGCUUGUCAUUGACAUUGGGCACGAUACUGCGAGCGUGACGCCAGUCAUUGACGGUUUCGUAUUGCGAAAAGGCUUGGCACACUCUGCACUUCCUCAGCUAGUGCGCGCGCAUGCGCAUCAUCUACUCACAUCGUCCAACUCAAGCCGCCCGGGGAUUCAGCUUCUUCCCCAUCAACUUAUUGCCAACAAGCAGGCAGUUGAUGCUGGUGUCCCGCCUCGCUUCACUCUUAGAGCUGAUCGUCAGGCAGGCACUACCGAGUCCUGGCGAAAAUGGUAUGAAGACAGAGAAGUAGAAGAGUGGAUCCAAGCCGUCGCUGGUGUUUUGGACCAAGGGUGGAACGAGCAAGCAGCAGCACAAAGAGGGGCACGACAUUAUGAAUUCGCGACGGGUUACAAUUACUACUUUGGCUCAGAACGUUUUUCGGUUGGCGAGCAGUUCUUCACUCAUUCACCCCAGCUAGUUGCUUCCAACCCUAAUCUUCCAAAGUCCAUCCCUGCAUUGAUAACCCAAUCCCUGAGUGCAUGCGACCCAGAUAUCCGACAAGUGCUCAUGGGCAAUGUCGUCCUCACCGGAGGAGGCAGUCUGUUCGCUGGGUUGUCCGAACGACUUUCCAACGAGCUCUCAAGGAACUUCGCUCACGUCAAGAUACAUGCGCCUGGUAAUCCCACAGAACGUCGCUAUGGCGGCUGGCUUGGCGGCAGCAUCCUUGCAAGUUUGGGCACCUUCCAUCAGUUGUGGAUUAGCAAGGAGGAAUGGCAGGAGCAUGGAAGCAAAAUCGUCGCACAACGUUGUAAAUGAGAUGCUGUGUACUCAUUUGCUACUCAUUCAUCCCCCGUGUUUAUUGUAUCCGUAUCCGUGUUCUGUAUCAUUGCUUCUUAUGCAUGCGAUUGCACACUGGCACACCACCGCAAAAAAAUCAGAGGGAAAUUUGGCUUUGGAUUGCAUCAAGGGAGGGGUGGUAUACAAAAAGCUCAGCGCAACGUAGACUAAUUCUGACCUAUUCGCACCUACGGCGAGAGGAACUUCUUUCAAAUUCGACAAUUUUCCCGACCUUCUGAGGUGCAACAGAGAGCUGAUGGUGCUGAUGAUGAUGAUGAUGAUGUUAUCUCGACCCGGGGGAAGCGCAGCUUCCCUGCGCUGUCCCAACACCUCCGAAAAAUACAUAUCCGCGCGUGGAGAGCUUAAAAAAAAGGAAAGGAAAGGAAAUCAAAACAACAACAACAACACAAUCGCUGCUCGACCGUCUGUCCAUAGAGACCGGAACCUCCGUAUCCGGUGGGGCUGAGAUGAGAAGAAUGGACAGGGCAUCCUGGGGUGGUGGUGG